GUCCCGCCAAGAAAUUCAAACUUACGCAAUGGCGGAUUCCCAAAUUUUAGACCCUAAAAAUGGUUCUUUAAUUGUAGCCCCAACUCAAGACAUAAUUUUAGGAAUCUAUUAUUUAACCAGAAAUAGCUCUUCCUCAACUGAUAAAAUUCUACUUUAUCACGAAGUUAGCCAAAUUGAAAAAGAUUACGCUAAUAGAAGAAUUGAUUAUACCACUCCUUUCUUUAUCCCACUUUGCUUAUUCAACCAAAUUCUCCCUCCUGGAUUUCCCUACUAUAUUAAUGAUUUAAAUUAUUAUAAUAAACAUCAAAACUCCCCAGCACCGGAAGACAUUGUGGAAUUGCCUUUUUCUAGCCGUCCCGAAGAAAUCAGCCAGGAAGAAAUGGUAGAAUUUUUAGACCAAUUGAAAGAUUUAGGUUUUGCUGCUGCCACACAAUCUGGAAUCAGUAUUUCCCUUUUUGAUUUACCAAAAAUUACUGAAAAAGAACAAAUGCUUCAACAACGUUUUACUAAACUUUCCCAACUUGAAGAACAUCACGAGCAAGGAUUUUACAAUGAAGAAGAAUUUACUAAGCAAAAAAAUAAUCUUUGA
Messenger RNA from Racocetra persica, 589 nucleotides. Lineage: Eukaryota; Fungi; Glomeromycota; Glomeromycetes; Diversisporales; Gigasporaceae. The record is from the annotation of a GenBank genome assembly.